This is a messenger RNA of Paraphaeosphaeria sporulosa, 1674 nucleotides long. RefSeq lists its product as uncharacterized. Lineage: Eukaryota; Fungi; Ascomycota; Dothideomycetes; Pleosporales; Didymosphaeriaceae. The coding region runs from base 1 to 1674 and encodes 557 amino acids. The transcript has a single exon. The record is from RefSeq and is a predicted model, not a curated record.
AUGACCAAAUUUCGAACAACGAAACUCCGAUCUCACGGAUCCACCACGAUCCCGCUCUUCUGGUUUAUUCAUGCCGACAAAGAGCAAAGAGAAAGCACUGAGUCGGCGCUCAAUAAAGUUGUCGACCAAGUUGGGGAAGAAAAUCCAGAAUUGAAGAAAAAACAGGUUGUCGGUGUACCCUGGCUGCGGAACUAUACUGGAUCUCUAGCCGACGUUUUUGACACAGCUCGCGGCUUCGACAUGGGCGAAGGCCACCUCCUUGGCAUUGACACGCAAAGUCUUGAAGAUGGGAGCUUGUUAGUAUUGCAUUGUGUUAAUGAGAAAGAGCCGGAACUUGGCCGUGCGGCUCGCCGGGACGCAAUCGAAGUUCUCCUAAAGGAUCAUCUUUACAAGUACACGAUUGCAGAAGCAUUCAAUGAGCGUCCGUGGACCAGGAUUCCCUUCCCAAUGCAAGAGCCGGAGCCAGCGGUCGAAGGUGAUACCGCUGAAUAUAUUCUGCCAUCACAUAUCCCGAGCGAUACGAAACUACAGGAGGACAAGAUCAUGCUGUUCUCAUUGAUCCAAUUGACGGACGAGGAGAUUAUCAUCCUUAGGCAGGAUAUGGGAGAUACCACCGACGAAAUCACCAUUUAUAACUGGCCUCGCGAGACCCCUGCAUCGCAAGCUGAGACGUACAACAUAUUCCAGUGUGUAAAGCCCGAGGACCCAAUCACCCGUGGUCAGACGUUCGUCAUGUUCAUUGACGCUACGCACUUAUCAGGACCACAGCGUGCACCUGUUGUGGUCGUGGCCUGCGAAUCUGCAUCUGAGGGUGUCAAUGAUGGGACUCGGGAAUCCAGUCUGGAGCUGAUGCGCUACAAGCACAUCUAUCUACAUGCUGAGGAAGCAGAGCAAGUGAGAGCGCUCUGGCCGCUGAUUUGGAACCCACCAAAGUGCGGUGGUGUCAAUGAUGUUGUAGUAAACUACCCUUUGUUCUACGGUAGCAAACAUCACUUCAACAAAAUUACACCUGCUCCCGUCAUCAAUUGGAACAGCCCUGUUAUGCGUUAUCGCAGCAGCUUCAUCGCAAAGCCAGGGGUUGCAAUUUGCGCAACCGGUGCGCUGUCCCCCGAAUAUUUGGUCUAUAUCCUCUGCCCCGUAGCCCCGGAAGAGCUUCGCGCAUUGCAAGAUAUAUUGGUUACAGAGAGUGGGAAUGUCCUACAGUUUCUAGAGCUCAACAUCCUCCCCCGAGAAGCGAGAAUCGAGCAAGAAGAAGACACAAGCGACGACCCUUCCACACUCUCCAGCAAGCGCCUAGACCCCCUCCUCGAAUUCUUCGACACACCAGCCUACCACGCCAUCGCCGACCCUCCCGACACCUUCGUCUUCCUCGACAACGCCGCCCUCGAUGACCUCCUCUCCGGCACCAGCGCCAAUCCCUCCGUCCCGCUCGCAACUAUCCACCACUACUUCCAUGGGGACGAGAUGGUCGCAUUAGAGAAACCAGCGUAUGAAUUUGCAAAUAUUCAAAUUAAUGAUGGCCUGCAGUCGACGCUGGCGAAUUUGAGUACCGGCAAUAUGUGGUUCUGGGAACUGGCUGGGUGCUACAGUGAUGACAUGGAUGUGGCAUUCUGGCCCGAGUAUAGAGGCAGCAUGACGAGGGAAAUGCUGGAAAUUGAGUGGGAAUGGUCUUGA